Molecule: messenger RNA, 13278 nt
Organism: Pocillopora meandrina
Lineage: Eukaryota; Metazoa; Cnidaria; Anthozoa; Scleractinia; Pocilloporidae
Source: the annotation of a GenBank genome assembly
AGAUUUCCAGAUGUAAACAGUACGGUGGCUAACGUUCUUUCCUGAGGCAGCGCUGUAAUCAAUUGCGAUGGACUGAGCGGAAACUGUACAUUUAUCCACUUGAUCUGCUCUUAGAUAUGUAAGAUGAUAUUUCAGGUACGGUCAAGCGAGGGUGUGGUAUUGCCUGUGGAGGUUUUUGCGCCGAAAACGUACACGGACCAGACUGGUAUGUCCUUCAGUUGCUUUUUCUUAUUUAAAAUUUUUAACUUGGAAGGACUAGAGUGCGUGUUUGUUUUCGAAACUAUCGUCAGUUUUACAUCCGGUUUUAAAAGUUUCAAAAGUUCUUACGGUACAAGUUGAUAUCUGGAUCCGGUUUAAGCCGAGUUAUUUAUGUACACGUCAACAACCGUCGUUACACUUUGUUUUGGUUUCGCCUUUUGUUUCCAAUGGGUCACAAGCAAAGCCUUUUAUUUUCUAGGGUUAGAAACUGCUCAUGUGAGAACCGGAAGUUAGUGAAAAAGCGAAAAAAAAAUUGAAUGACCAUUUGUUUUAUUUCAAAGAGAAUAUAUCGAUACAAUAAAUCAAACUAUUAUUUUUGGCAGAAGAGAUUGGAAAUACUAUCAAUCUCGCCGAAACAAUCAGGGUGUAAUUGCUGUUAAUGUCUCCCAAUAGGUCUCACUUUAUUAAAUCUGUUUGUCUUUAUCAUUAAUAAUAUGUUUCUUCUUUCUUUAAAAUAGGUCACCUUGGCUGAUUUUCCAAUGAGAAUUCCAAUGUGAUUGGUUCAGCUAUGGAACCAUUUGCGCGGGACAAAGGUGAAGGAACAAAGAAAGUAAUUGUAGCCAGUGACAGUGCUCGUAAUCACAGUCUUAGAGCAAGAUCAUCAAAGAGCUUAAGCUCUCAGAGGCACAAUAAAAACCGUGCAAAAACCUACAAUGGAUACCACAUUACUAACAGCAAUACAUGGCAGAGAGGCCCAGUAAAUCUAACAGCAGGAAAUGCCAGCAUGGAGAAAAUUCUUUUGGGACACUACAGAAGUGGAAACAACUCAAACAAUUUGUACCCUGGCAUACACCUUGAUCAUUCCAGUAACUUUUCAUCAAACUCUAGAAUUGCAAAGUUCAAUGCAACACUUUUUUCUUCAGCCUCUCAUCUUACAAAUCAAGGAUCUGAUAUCGAGGAAGCCAUGGAUAUUGAUCACCAGGAGAUGAAUGAUGAAGGUGUUGGCUUUGAAGGAAAUAGUACAUCUGUUUUACAAGAGGGAAUUGAUGCUUCUAGGCAGUUGGGAGCUCCAGUAGAAGAUCAACCUUUGGAACACAAGAUCAAAAUAGUUGUUGGUGAAUCUUCCUCUUCAGGUGAAAAAUCAAAGGUAAGUAUCAGAGACAAUAAGAUUGUGGGAUAUUUUGAAAAAGUAAUUACACAGUAAGUUUUAAUUGAGAUAGUCAAAACUAUUCUUGCAUUCCAGGACCACCCAAUUUUCUUUGGCAAAUCAUGACACCAGUUUCAAACAAUCAUAGAUCAUUUCAUUAUUCCAUGCCAAUUACAGCAAGGUUAAUCUGUUGACAUGGCUCCUUUGUUUAUGUUUAAAUUUAGUUAUUUCCAUCACCACACCAAUAAAUGAUAACUGAGAAUUUCAUUGAAGGCACAAAUUAACUUGGUUAUACUUAUUUGCUAAGAAUGAAUUGACUAAUAAGCAAUUUACACCUUAAUUUGAAUUAAAACAAAGAAUGCACCAGUGUUAUAAGGUGUUUUAUGACCAGAAAAUAAAUAUUGGUUACACUAACUCCCAUAAAUGACUAAGAAAUAAUUUUUCCUUACAGUAUGAAUACAAUAUCAGGCAGAGUGAGUAUAACAAAAAAUAUUAAUUAGGGGAUUAUCAUCUGAUCGUACAUUAAAUUCUCAGAACAAACUGUAUAAGAAAUGUAUGACAGAUUGUAAGGAGAAUUUUCAUUUUAGAUAUUGGUUGUGAAUGGGUUAAAAUUGUCUUAUUUUCCUUACCUAUUAGGAACCAAAGCAAGAAAUUCAGAUAGCAAAGCAGAAAAAAGAGGUAAAUGAACAGAAGCUGCAAACACUGAAAGCUGCUCCUACUGUGUCAGUGAACCGGAAGAGGCCAAUUUACAUCGUCCUUCAUGUUGGUAACAUUCAGAUUGGAGAGUUUACAGGAAAGGCAUCAGCUCCAGUAAAGGUAUAUAUAAGGCAAUGAGUUUGUUAGGGGUACUUCAUAUUUGAUUUACAAGUAAUUACUGGUAAUGCAAAGAAACAAAAUGAUCUUGGUCCUUACUGCUUUUACUCCUGAGAUCUUUUAAGAAAUUCUCCUUACUAUACGCCAUACAAUUCUUAUGAUGAUAAUGCCAAGAAUUAAAUAUCAGAUUAACUUAUAAUUACCUAAUUAAUUGAUAUUUUUCUUCUGCUCAUCAUUCAUCUGCUUGGUACUCUACAUGUAUUGUGAGAAGAGAUUCUGUCUUGGUCAGUCAUGGAAGUUUAAGUGUCAACCCUUUCACAGCCAUGAUCUCAUCAGUAAUUCUACUAACUGCCUGCUAUACAAUUUUCUUGAUGUGAGUGAAGAUGUAAGAAUUUAUUAUUGGAUCAUCUCACAAUCCCCUAAUUUAAAUUUUUCUUUAUUCUUGCCCUUUGUCUGCUUGAUAUUGAAAGGAGAAAUUCUGUCUUGAUAACUCAUGAGAGUUGAAGGGAUAGCACCCUAUCAUAUAUAAUGCUAAUGAUAAUGAUAAGGAAUUUAUUUAGCGCUAAAACAAUAAACAAUAUUCAGAAGCACUUUACACAAGUUAAAGUUCUAUUCUAUAAAUAAUUCUACCAUGCACUAUGAUUUUUUUUCUAUUAAGAAUUUUUAAAAUACCAGGGAAAAAUUGCAUGAAUGCCAUGAUUUGAACAAUUGAUCCUAAUAAAUAUUUAUUAAUAGUUGUGAUUGAGUGAUGAAGUACUUGCAAUUUUUUUAAUAGAUAUAUGCAGAGAAAAUUUUCAUAGAAAUGGAGACAAAUGAAGGUAAACUCACCCUCUUUACUAUUUUGUCAUAAGAGCUGUAAUUUGGAAAGUGCAUGCUUCUCGCACAAAUAAAGCCUUCAAGGUAAUUUAUCCAAUGUGUUUAUGCUUGAUUAGGAAUUGGUUCCAAAACUGUUUCGCACCACUUCAGAAUUCCCUGUAAAGAUUUAACAGAAUGCAAGGUAAAUUACUAAUGUUACUUACUGGUAUGCUCUGGUUUUUCUAGUUUAUUCCUUUCCAGUACAGUUUUUAAAAUUAUGACAGCUAGUAGCUUGAUUAUUUUUAUCGUCAGUAUUUUAAUCAAUAGAUUUAUACUAAAUGCUUCUUGUGCUGCACAGUAGCAUAAAGUGAUAAUCUCAGCCACUGUUUGUUCUUUGUCUUUGGAUAGGCAAGUUUUGUGGGUUCCCCUUUACUUCUUGUUGCCAGACCAACUCCUGCUGGGGCAGCUGCCAUUUGUGAAAAAUGUAAGGAUCAAGGAAAAUUUCUAGACCCUGAAAGUCAAGGUAUGCCAGCUGUCAUAUAUAGAGAAUGAUGCAGAAUUUAUUCAUUUAUCCUUGAUUUUUGAUCCUCAAGCCUCAAUUCUCAACUGUCCCUUCAGGGGUUUUAAAACAGUUCAACGACUGCCAGAGUGCUGCCAGCUACUCGAUAACAUGUCGCUGGUUACUUUGGUCAAAAUAAUUACCUUUAAGUCCUUAAUGAACUUUUCACAGUCACUUACUUUUGCAAAGUCUGAUGCCUACUUCAAACCUUUUUGAAACCCCUGCCCCUGAUUCUCUAUAAGUUUGUAGGAUUGAGUUUUGAGUCAAAACUGUCAACUUAGAUUUGAAUGACACUAUACAUCAAUUAUAUUUUGUACCAGAUACAAGAAAGAGGGAUAUUGUUCUGGUGAUGAAUUACAAAGUGAUGCCGAGAGACACUAAAGCUGACUUAAUUGAGUUGGUGGGUUUUCUAUCUUUGUUGUGUUCCACAAUAAUUAAUAAAUAAUUAUUUCUAAUUGUAUACUCUAAUUCUAUAUCUCAGUGUGUUUAACUGAUGAUCCAAAUUUUGUGACUCAAGGUUUAAUGCCUCUAUCUGCUUGCGUUUUCCUUUGCAUUCAAUUACCAAUUAAAAAAGCACUUACAGUCACUUGCUUUGACUGGGGAAUGAACGUAUAGCUUCUCCAUAGCUGGUAAGAUAUUAAUCAGAAAAGCAUUUAGCUGGGAAAUUUACUCUUUCAACUUCCAAACUAAAGAGCAAAAUUGAUUGUAAAUUUUUCUCCAUAUUUCAGUUUCAGAACCGUUUUGCUGAACAGCUAUUGUGGAGUGAGCUGAGGUAUACAGAGAAUACACAUUAGCUAAAUAUUUCAUUUUGCUUUAAAUGUGGGAGGGAGAGUAUUGAUAUUGCUCCUCUUUAACUUAACUGCACACAACCAUCUUUGGAGUUGUUCUAAAAUAAUUCUACCAGAAUGGUCACUCUUAGGGGCUUUUUCAACAAAUAAGAGAAAGAGGAAGCUGUAGCUUGGAAGUUAGCUAUCAGAUAGUGCAGCUAGGAGCUGCUAGAGAUGGGCAGGCUAGAAAGCCUCAGCCCUGCCCUUUUCUCCCCUUCAAAUGCACCUAUGAACAUCAACUUGCUUGCCCUUCCCAAGAAAAAUAAUUGAACAUUUUUGUACAAUGGGAGUGUUCAAAAAUUGCUUUUUUUGUUGUUAUCCCAAGUUUAAAGGAAGCACAGGAAUUUUUCGACAAGAAGCAAGAUGUUGUUGUUCCUUGUGAACAGCCACAAAGUCCACAUCCACCAAUCACAGGAGGCCCAAACACAGAAGGCCCAAACACAGAAGGCCCAAGCACAGGAAGCCCAAGCACAGGAAGCCCGAGCACAGGAAGCCCGAGCACAGGAAGCCUGAGCACAGGAUGCCUGAGCACAAGAAGCCCGAUCAAUUUAGAGCAAAGGAAAAUACUAACACCCAAAGGUACUGUUGUAUUCUGUUAUUAAAAUAAUCCGUGUAAUUUAAAUACUCUUCGUGAAGAACUCUUUUAGUUACAUGCCGCGAACUUGGGGAUCUGUGUAAUUUAGUUGAAAUAGUUCCGUUUGUUUUGUGUUCAUUCAUGUAUAUAGCUUAUUCAUUUUCUAUAUCACUCUCGUACUUUUUGUGUAUUUCGGAAUCAAGUUAUGAAAACCUUUUUAAGUCUUUCAUGGUAAAACGUCAUCUCUACUCUGCUACUCUGCAUGUUGCAGCACAUGCACUGAGUUGCAGCCAUGACAUGUACAUCGUAAUAAAGGCUAAGAAUGCAUCCAAGAUUGAAUUGCACAGGUGCUACACAUUGACCUGCUUCUCUUACAUUUAGUAUGAUGCAACUAUAGGUCUUGUUAUUCAUCCUGGAUAAUUGUAGGUUACCUCCCCUUCUCCCUCCCUCCCCCCUCCCCCUCACCCCCAACCUCAUUUUUUGCUCACGUACCAAUAUAUAUAUGUGCUUGGACCUAAACGACCCUAUUUCCUUCUUUUUUUUUGUCAGCACUAGAUAAUUUUUUAUGUUCAUUUCUUUAUACAGGUAAAAAGCAUGCUCGGAAAAAGCUUCUCAAAAAUGAAACAAAGUCUCCUUCGGUGAGGAAUUCUUAUACCGUGUUUCGUAAACUUCCUUUGUGUGUAUAAAUCGUCGAGGAAGAAUUUCAAUAAUAGGAUCAGGGCCGUAAAAGGAGCCAAUAGGUUAAUAAAUGAAUAUUUUGAGGGAAACCGUUACAGUUAUCAGAAUGUCGAUUCUUUUUCGGGGGAAUGGGGUAGGUGCGGUCACCGACGUGGAAAAGUGAUGAAAAUAACUGGGUUUUUUUUUUUGUUUUUUUUUUUAUCAUACAGGCCAAGGAACCAGUAUCUCCCUCUAGGGGUGCAAAGCAGGCUGAAUCGGGAUGUCAAACGGAAAAAAAUGACUCAGCAGAAAACGCCAUACAAACUCGGAGUAGACGAAGGAAGGCGUCAGAGGUCCCUAACAUGGACAAACCUGAAACGACUGGUUUUGAACCUGUCAAGCUGGAUAUUCUUCUCCAUCAUACAAAAAUGCAGUCGCAAAUCACCUUACUGGAUCAGCACAGCAAGGAGCAAAGGGAGAACUUACAACAACACCAGAAGCUGCUUGAAAUAGAAAGGGGAAAGCUGCAGGAAAUGGAGGAAGAGAAAGAACGACAACUCGGGCGAAUGAGAGACUUGGAGAUAAGUUAUUCCGCCGAUAGAGAACGUCUUCGAGUCUUAGAAAACACUGUGGUGGAAAAGGAUCGCGUCUUAGCACAACAAGCUGCUAAUUUAGCUAUGAUUAAUAAUGAACUAGAACGAGAGCGUGUUUCAUUGCGACAGCUUCAAAUAGAGCUCGAACAAGAGCGUGAAGCGGGUUCCCAUUUGCGCAAAGUUCAAAAUGAUCUUGUUCGUGUUCGUCGAGCGCUGGAUGAAGAGAAAACUGUGCGCGACAUGAGGGAGCAGCAACUGAGGGAGAAGGAGACAAGCUUGCUCGAAAUACAAAGAACACUGAGUGACGAACAGCAGGAAAGAUUAAGGCUGGAAGAGGAGCUGCGGCAAGCGAGAAAUGCCUGCACCCAGCUGGAGAGAAGUCUGGAAAGUGAACGGUUGUCGAGUCAGUCUAGUCAAGAAGAUAUUCAAACAAAGCAGGACACUAUUGCUGAACAGCUCGAUCUUUUACAGCAGGAACGCGAGGGGAAGAGAGAUCUGGAGGAAAGGUUAAGGAACCUGCAGAUUCAAGUGGACGAGGAGCGAAGCAGGCGUAUCUCAACGGAGAGAGAACUAGAUGAAGAAAGAAUGAUUGUGCAACAGAAUAGAGAGACCAUGGGGCGAGAGCGCGAACAGUACGAACAACGAAUCCGAGAGAGUGAACGAACCGCUUCCGAAAGCGAACGUCGACUGCGAGAAUUGCAAUCAGCGGUUUCUGUGGCGCAAGACGCCUUAGCCGAAUAUCGUCGCCUUGAGCCACGUGACUGGAUUAUUCGAAGAGAGGAAGUAACUCUCACUGAAAACAGUUUGGGUGUAGGGGCCUGGGGAAAGGUUUACGGAGGAACGUUUCGCGGUUGUCAAGUCGCGGUGAAACAAAUUCACGAUCUUAUUCUGUCACCGCAUAAUCGCAGACUUUUUGAGCGUGAAAUGAGUAUCGCAUCACGAUGCCGACAUCCUCACCUGCUACAGUUUAUUGGUGCGACGAAUGAUGAUGGCAGCCCAUUGUUUAUAACCGAACUACUCGAUACGGAUUUGAGGAGAGUUUUAGAACAGCGGGCUCUGCACCAAGAGGAGAUCAUCUGUCUCGCUUUGGAUGUCGCCAAAGGACUAAACUAUCUACAUCUUAACAAACCUUUCCCCAUCAUGCAUAGAGACAUUAGCAGCUCAAACGUGUUGCUAUGGAGACGGGAUGACUGUUGGAGGGCAAAGCUUUCAGACUACGGAGCAGCAAAUUUCAUGCGCCAAUACAUGACAGUCAAUCCAGGAGCCAGAAUUUACGCUGCUCCUGAGGCCCUUACUUCCCAGCAAUCUCCAAAGGUAAAGAUGUGUACGUAUUAUUAAUAAAAGUUCCUCGCGGAACCUUAGAUCCCCUAUUCGAAUUUUGAUCAGUGUUUUUAGCUUGUUAUCAGCUGCAUGUAUUUUCAUUGAGUCUCCCUUGUUUUAUAUCAAUGUCCUCUACUUUUGCGCAGUAAUGCCUGUUACUUCCCGCUUUUGUGGAAAAUCUAUUUUAGGACACCUCUAAUCAUGAAGUUAGACUCAGACACCUACUGAGUGCUCCUGUUACCUUUAGUAUCUGAUAUAUUCAUUGAGAGGGACACUCCUAUUCUGAGACAUUUUCUCUAGUGACGAUUUAGUCCCUUGACUGAAAGUCCCACUUAACAUCGUUACGACUACUUCACCUUCCAGGCGGAUGUGUACAGUUACGGUUUACUGCUAUGCGAGAUGUGCAUCAGAGAGCUUCCGGUUCCGCAACAGAUCCAUCAACAAAUAGGCCUGGUAACGAACGGUGUUCUCCGAGAGCUCAUCAUGCGGUGUGUCCUAACAGACCCUGAAACGCGUCCCUCUGUCAGUGACGUCAUCGCGGUGCUAACUCAGCAAUCGGAGUCCAUACGAGCGCUGGGACUGGUGUCGUUGAAUGGAAGAACAGCUACUUUAUGAAACCUUAUUUUGUCUUCGUUCUCACGAACUUGUUAGAGUAACUUUGAACUUUGGUGUAACACCGGUACAAUUUCCUUGGAGGAAAAUCUGCGUUUUUUAUUGUUUUAAAUAUCUUACCAUCUUAUUUAAACGUUGAGUUUAUUUAUGAUUUCAAGGAUUUUAAUACCAAAAAAAAAGUGAAAAAAGAAAUAAAAAACAAAACUUAUUAUUUAUCAUCAUGAACUCAUGCGUCAUAGAAAAGCCAAAGAAAUGUCGGUGUGAUUUUACUUGAUCACGCUUCGUUUCGGAUCCAACAGGUGCGUAUGCAGACUAUGUAGCCUUAAGCAAUGGCUACCAUUAUGUGGGGUGGUUUGCGAAAAUGGUGACGCGAAUACUUGAAAAACCUGGCCGCAUUUCACUCCAAGACCCAUUGAACUACUAUGUGGUUGAAAAUGCCGAUUUGAGUGGCUAUACCCAGUUCUUUUUGUAUUCAAGAGGUUUAUUUCACAAGAAUAGAGAAAAGUGGAAAGUGGGUGGAAAAUGAAGGCCAUGACAUCAAAGGAAGUGGUCUUGAAGGUAAAAAUAUUGUUACCUCUGGCCAGAUUUUAAGUGUUGUUAUCGUCAUGUGAUUGCCUUGUUUUCUUACCAAUUACGUAGCGUGUAUUUUGAGCAUGAUAUGCAUAAUUUAAACUUGAGCAGGUCUAUUGUCCAUGACAAGUUAACCAUGCAGUUUCACAACGUAAUGCCAAUAAUAAUUAGCAUUUGAAACACUUAUCAAAGGUUUAACAACAAGCGACUGAAGUGAACUUUCCCUAAACGUUCGCACCUCGGUUCUCAGUCAGUUGCUGUGCAUCUCGACAAGUUGUAAAGAUAACUUUUGAUAAAUCUCUCACACGAGCGAGCGAUAAAGUUGAAGGAUGUGUUAGCAACGUCAAGUGAGGGUUCUGUUAGUUGCUUUCCACGUUACAAACCUGUGUCUUCAAAGAAUUUGAAUUUCGACUUCCGUAGGAGAUUGAAAGGAAUCAGACAUGGGGAAUACAGUAAGUUUCCUCGUUUUAGAUCCUCAGUGUUAUGUGAUUCUUUAAGUUUGCAGCCACUAACGGUUGUAUUUGAUAAACAUGUUUGAAAGAGGUCUUUACCGUUUCCGCUUUACCGUUUCUACGCUCACGAAAAGAAGUUUGAUGCUCGUACGAUGGACUCGUUGUAGAUGGUGACAGAGUUGUGAAGGGUUUACAAGGGAACUGAAUCUCAGCGACUAACCGAACAUGAAAUUUUAUGUUUAUUACUUCAAUUCUGCAUCGAAAUUACUUUAGCCAUGACGAGUAGCUGUUUUAAAAACUCAUCCGCUGACCAGUGGCUAGCUAAUACUGUUUACAUCUAAGUUAGAACUGUUCUUGAGAAUUUUACUUGCACGAGUACUUCUCUUAUAACUACACCGUCCGAAGAUACAUCAUACCAAUGUUUACAAAGAAGGGAUCAUAGAUAGCAUGAACUUGUUAAGAUAAUUGGUGCUUCUUUGAAACGAAAGAAUGCAAAAUUGACUGUGGUAAAAACUGUUAUUAUUAGUGAAGUGUCGAGGGUGGGGCAUGGUUGUUCGUGCGUCAUUACCGAAAGCCAAUUGCUUGUCCCCAGCCCCGCCAAAUUCAGUCAUUAAGCAUUUAUCCUAUGACGUCUAAGUCUUUAAAAUUUCGAAAUGAUGCUUGAACCUGAAUAGGGUGCGAUUACAUCGUAAGCAGACCGCUUACUGGAAAACUUGAACACGAUGAAACCUUAUCCCUUAUGUCUUCACGUCAGCAAUGGAAAUUCGUAAUUCAUGGACUAACGCGACUUAUUUUCCCAUUUCUCUCUUAUUCCACACCUAGAAUUCUCGUCCUCGAAAAAUGUUUAAAUGAUAAAUAUGAAUUGCGGGUGUGGAGUCGCACAGCUGUUUCUGAGUGGGCUUACAUCAACCCCCCCACAUUCCCCCCCUUCCCCCCUUCCCCCUUCCUCCCCCCCGGCCUCAAAAACGUCCUUGCUUUCAAGAGGGUUUUUCAUAGGAUUGCGUGAACGGAGCCUUAAUUUUGAUAACGGUUGGUGGAUGUUUAAGAUUUCACAAAUUCAGUGAGUUCAAAUAAGUGUUACAUGCUCUUACAAAAACUUUAUCUUUCAGAGCAUAAAAGAACUUGAACAAAUGGGAGAAGUCAUCCCAGAAUUCAGCUCACAGAACUCUUCAGAUGUCGAGAGAACUUUCCAAGUUGUUGGAAACGAGGAUGACGAAAACACGGUAUCUAAUGAAGAAAUCCCAGCAUGUGACAAUUCUAAGGCCAAAGCCAGACCAAAGAAAGAGAAAAAGCGAGAUAAUUUGAAAACGGAGAGCAAAGCUGAUCAAGAACUUUCCGAAACAUACCUUGAAGAGCACAUUCCCCGUAAAAAGAAGGCCAUGAAAGCAAAGAUUAAACAUUUAUUGAUAGAACUGCAUGGAAAAGAUGAAAUUCUUUCAAAAGGAAAGGAAAUUCUUGACCGUUUGACUGUUGAACGAGAACGUCACUUGGAGCGCAUUGAGGAAAAGGAGCAGGUCAUUGAAGGCAAGGAAUUUGUUAUUCAGUCUUUUCAAGAGAAAAUGCUAACAUUUAUUCAACGAAUAGACGAAAAAGAGUCAGAACUAAGAGAAAAUGAACGAUUACUAAAUGAAGCGAAUGAUCGAGUUGAGCUGUUACAGAAACAGCAAGCCGAACAAGAGGAGAUUGUGAAAGAAAUGCAGAGCACAAUGGAAAAUUUGGAUAAGCAAACGAAAAACGGCCAGCAUUCCAGAGAAGCGUUCAAUGCUGACUUAGAUGUUAAAGUUGAGUUUGAGUCCCUCAAGAGAGAAAAUGAACGCUAUAAGUUACAACUGCAGGAAAAUCUUAGUACUCUAAGAGAGAGAGAACGCGAGAUAAACUCUUUAAAGCGUGAAAAGGAAACUAUUCAAGAAGAGAAAAGACAUUGUGAUAAGGUCAGUCUUGAACGAAAGUUUUCAGUCGAUCGAUUAAACAGAGAGAAGGAAAGAGGCUUGGCAUAUCUCGACCAGUUAGAGAUAAGACUAAAAGAGAAGGACCAGGCAAUGCAGCAAGCUCGAGAUGAGAGUAUUGAACUCCGAGAUCAACUUAAACGCAAAGAUAAUCUGCUUUUGGAGAAGGACAGGACUUUGGAAACGUUAGAAAACUCGAGAAAAGGGACGUCUGACCGAUUGGAUAGACUCGAGAAGCAAUGGCAGGACGAGCGCAGAACACAACGAAAUGCGUAUGAUGCGUUACAUGACGAGAAACGUGCGUGUGAAGAACGUUUGCAGCGCGCUCAAGCGGAUGUUGAAACAUAUCAAAGACGUAACCGUGUCUUAGAACGUGAAAUUGAUAGAGCGCGUCAAACUACUGCCAUAUUCCGUGGAGAUCAACCAUGGAUCAUCACAAGAGAAGAAAUCAAACUCUCCGAUAAGGUUCUUGGUACUGGCGCGUGGGGAAGAGUCCUUGAAGGGAAUUUUCGAGGAACAAAAGUGGCAGUGAAAGAAAUCCACGAAAUAAUUCAAUCAGCUCAUAACAGACUCCUCUUUGAUCGCGAAAUCACGUUUGCCACUCUAGUGAGACAUCCAUGUAUUUUACAGUUCUUAGCUGUGGCUGAUUACCGUACCAGCAAACCCCUCUUAGUGGCGGAACUCAUGGACAUGUCUUUGUCUCAACUUGUUAAAGAUGAGAAAACCUUAGGCAACAGAUACAUCAGGAUACUGGCGCUUGAUGUCGCUUAUGGUCUGAACUACCUUCACUGCUUUCGACCCAAUCCCAUACUGCAUCGUGACGUAAACAGCGGGAAUGUCAUGGUUUGGCGCCAAGGUGACAAGUGGCGCGGGAAACUCUGCGAUUUUGGGUCAGCGGAGUUCAUGGGAAGCAAGAUGUCAGAGAAUCCGGGAAAUCCGUUUUACUGUGCUCCUGAAGCAAACAGUUCUAGACACUGCCCCAAGGUAAAAAAAAAAAAAAAAAAAUUGAUAAUAAUUAUGGAAAAUUUACCCGUCUAGUCUCUCCAUUAUCCAGGUUUUAUCAUAUAAAAAUAUAGAGAAGUGCGUUCAUAAACAUCAGUGUCUAGGAUUUCUUAUUCCGAGUUUUUCGGUUUGAGGUUAUUAGACAGACAAUAACAGUCACUUUUUAUCCGGACUGAGUCAAAGAGUAGCUUAGUGAAACCCACGUAGCAAAGAUCGUCAAACCUGUCGACUAAUUAUUUAGCUUGACAAUUUUUUCCCAACCCUGAAAUCUUUUUCUUGCAAUUAAUAAUUUGUUUUGGAUAAAACUGCAAAGAAAAAAAAAACAGACAAAUUCGGAUCAGUUUCAGUAUCUGAGCACCUGCGCGCCUACUCCUCCCCAAACUCAACAUUAACCCCAGCUUGUUAUCUUAUCAAAUGUUUUAUUGGGUUAGGGGAGGGGUAGGCGGGAAGUUGCUCAGAUACCGACAUUGAUCUACAACUCUUCAUGUUUGCUUCCCAACAGAUGGAUGUAUACAGCUUUGGUGUUCUCCUCUGUGAACUCUGCAUCAACCAAACACCUAAUCCUGCUGAAAGAGAGCGACAAAUUGCACUGAUGUGGAACAAGGACCUGAGAGAGUUGGCUGAGCAGUGCAUCACACCAGAUCCGCUUACACGAUGUACCAUGACUGACGUCAUCAAUGUGUUAGAGCCCAUGACCACGUGAGACAUUAGAACUAGGUUUUUAAGUCUGAGAUCAUCUUACAUGUUUCGCACGUGAUUGAAGCUUCCGUGAAUUUUAUUAAAUGCUUGUUCGAGCAACUAUACCUUGUAAAGUAAAUUGUCAGGGAUGGUAUGGAGUUGUUCCUUUGCUGUUUCUAGAAAUAUCGAUACUUCAUAAUGAUAAAGUUGACGAUGAAUAUUUCUUAUCGUUGUUACUUCCACUCAAAAAUCAAAUAUUAAGCAAAAGAAACAAGUUUAAGUGCCACCUAAAUAUAACAUUCCGUGCAACUGAUUAUCUGAACAGGAACCCAUACCCUAAAAUGUAGUGUUUAACUUUUUCUAGCUAAAGGAGGUACGCAUAUGAUAAAAAAAGAGAACGGUCUCUCUUGGUUCAUCCUCUCCUAUAUGGAUAAUGUAAUGGUUGUGUGGCGAGCUUUGGCCCAUCCACCUACAGACCUUACUGAAAAAAUUACUGUCAGUUCUGGAUCAUGUUUAAUACUUUGGGCAAUCAGGC